This is a messenger RNA of Ficedula albicollis (Collared flycatcher), 2688 nucleotides long. RefSeq names its product gap junction protein alpha 3 (gene GJA3). The record is from RefSeq and is a predicted model, not a curated record. The coding region runs from base 197 to 1735 and encodes 512 amino acids. The transcript has 4 exons. NCBI's taxonomy places the organism in Eukaryota, Metazoa, Chordata, Aves, Passeriformes, Muscicapidae. Gene Ontology annotation, cellular component: connexin complex. Gene Ontology annotation, biological process: cell communication.
GGACUCUUGCGAAGGAGUGGCGCCUUGGGUGCUUUAGAAAGCCUUCCUCCGCCAAGCGCAAAAAAUAUUUGGGUUCACUGCUGACUCACUGAAGAAAUCAUGACUGUUGCCCUCAUGCUCCACGGCUGUUCCGCAGUCCCCCGGUAGCUCCACACCCUUCACACCUUUCUGCUUUACUGGUUAGAAAUCUGAAACAAUGGGUGACUGGAGCUUUCUGGGGAGACUGCUAGAGAACGCGCAGGAGCACUCCACGGUUAUUGGCAAGGUUUGGCUGACAGUACUGUUUAUCUUCAGGAUCCUGGUGCUGGGGGCUGCUGCUGAGGAGGUCUGGGGAGACGAGCAGUCGGACUUUACAUGCAACACUCAGCAACCCGGUUGCGAAAAUGUUUGCUAUGACAAAGCCUUCCCCAUUUCUCACAUCCGCUUCUGGGUGCUGCAGAUCAUUUUUGUCUCCACUCCUACCCUCAUCUACCUGGGCCAUGUCCUGCACAUUGUACGCAUGGAGGAGAAGAGGAAAGAGAAAGAGGAGCUGAAAAAGAAGGGAAGCAGCAAAGAUGGCAACUACCCAGUAGCAGCAGCAUCUGGCGGAGGUGGUGGAGGAGGCAGCAAUAACGUCAAAGAUCAACCUAUUGUCAAAAGGGGGAAAGAGAAGCCCCCAAUCCGUGAUGAACGUGGUAGAAUCCGUAUGGGGGGUGCCUUGCUCCGUACCUAUGUCUUCAAUAUCAUAUUCAAGACACUGUUCGAGGUGGGCUUCAUUGUGGGCCAGUACUUCCUAUAUGGCUUCGAGCUAAAGCCAGUCUACCAGUGCAGCCGCUCGCCUUGUCCACACACUGUGGACUGCUUCAUCUCGAGGCCCACUGAGAAGACCAUCUUCAUCAUCUUCAUGCUGGUGGUGGCCUCAGUCUCCCUGCUGCUGAACAUGCUCGAGAUAUAUCACUUGGGGUGGAAGAAGCUUAAGCAGGGCAUGACAAGCCAGUACAUCCUAGAGAUGCCUGUCGCAACAAUGACGCCGGUUAUGGUAACAGGGGAGUCCAAACCUGUGUCCCUGCCGCCACCAGCACCCCCUGUGGUGGUCACGGCUGCCACGCCGGCCCCUGUUCUGCCUGACACCCGUGCUGUCACCCCGCUGCUGGCCCCAGUGACCAUGGCAUCGUACUACGCCACAGCUGCUCCGAGACCACGGCCCCCCUCCAACACGACGUCCAUGGCGAGCUACCCUGCUGCUCCACAAGUUCCUGAGGAGAGGCACCGUGCCGUGACUCCCACUCCCAUCUCCACGCCCGUCACCAUCCCGACCCCCAUCCCCACGCCCACGCCAGCCGUCAUCAACUACUUCAACAGCAGCAGCCGUGCCCAGCCAUCCGAGCAGAACUGGGUCAACAUGGCAGCGGAGCACCAGGGCAAGGUUUCCUCCAGCUCCGCAGGCUCCUCUACCCCCAGCAGCGUCCGGCAUCCCCUUCCUGAGCAGGAAGAGCCCCUGGAGCAGCUACUCCCACCCCCGGCCGUGCUGCCCAUCGCCGCGGCCAACAGCGGCAGCAGCACCAGCCUGAGCGGGGCGAGCGGCGGCAAGUGGGAUGUGGAGGGCGAGGCGGAGCUGUCGGGGGCUCGGCCCGUCUCGGCUGCCUGCACCACGGUGGAGAUGCACGAGCCCCCGCUGCUCGUAGACACGCGGCGCUUGAGCAGGGCCAGUAAGUCGAGCAGCUGCAGAGCCCGGUCCGACGACCUGGCCGUGUGAGGCGGGCGGCCGCGCUCGGGGCAGCAGGUGCUGCGAGGAAGGCGCGGUGGGCAGGGGAGCUGCCCGGGGAGGCCAGGCCUGGCGUGGGUGAGAAGGCCUGGGCUUCAGACUUAGACGCUUGCUGUUUUUGCACUCUGUGAGUUGUAGUGGGGGAAAUUAUCAACAUUUUCUAAUAGGUCAGGGGUGACCGAAGCGCAGCCCGUGGGCCGGGGGACCAGUCCCGCUUUCCUUCAUGUUCACGGCAGAUCUCGAGGGCAGCCGCAGGGGAGGCCUGCACAGAUAUCGGGGCAGUGGUAGCUGAUACGUGCCCCGAGGCCGACUUUCAUCCGAGAAAAGUGCUAAUAUCCCUAGUGCCCAUGCACCUGGCUGGCAUCUCUCUCCUGCCCUUGCCUUCACUUCAGCUCUUUCCCGGAAUCUUUACAUGAGCAGAUGCAAUUACUUCCUUUCUUCCUCUUGAAUCCUGCAUAGCCCUAUGGCAAACAUCAGGGUGGUGUAUUGCCAGCUGGUACCUGUUGUGUCUACGGACCAACUUGCCUUAUUGAAGGUAACUCAGUUUAUUCCAUAUUACAUGACUUAAUGAAGCCUUUGUGUUCAUGGCAAGUCAUCCAUGCGGUCCUUGGCCAGGCAAAGUUUAGGAAACCCCUGGAAUAGAUUUUUGAAGUUCUUCUUUCCAUAAUUUUUUUUUUUUUUUACUCUUGACCUGUUAGGAAGUGUUCGGUUUGACCUUCUAUCCAGUGUUUGCCAACCAUGAUCACACCAUGUUUAUAAGCCUGCAAAUAUGUUUGAGCAUGUUUGACUAUAAUUUUAGCUGACUUCUUAAAUUGCUUACAGGAGGACAGGAAUUCAAACCACACCUCAGAAAUUAUUGCACAGAACAAUUUCUCUUCAGAAAGCAAGGAUUAUAAUUUCAAUACACUGUGGCCCCAUACAUUGCCUGUGGACAAACAGUUAGG